CCGGUGCAGCCCCGCUCCGCCCGGGCCCGGCCCGCAGCCGGCCCAGCAUGCCGGGGCGGCCCGCUCCGCACCGCCCGCACUCACGCUCCCCCCUGCGCGGCCGGCCCCUGGCCCCGGCGCUGCCUCCCCCACGCCGCCGAGCCCCAGCGGGAACGUGACCACAGCUCGCCGCCUGCCCGCCCGCGCGGCCGCGGAGCUGUCCGCCAUGGAGGCUCCCUAUGAUGGCGCUGAGGUAACUGUGGUGAUGGAGGAGAUAGAGAGCACUUACACUUACACCUCACCGGUGCCAUCCAAGAAGAAGAAGAAACACAAAAGUACUGGUGAUCCUGGAGAAAAAGCCAAGAAGCCUCGAUCUGCUUACCUUCUCUACUAUUAUGAUAUUUACUUGAAAGUACAACAAGAGCUUCCACACCUCCCUCAAUCUGAAAUCAACAAAAAGAUCAGUGAGAGCUGGAGGUUGCUCAGUGUGGCUGAAAAGAGCUACUACUUGGAGAAAGCCAAGCUAGAGAAAGAGGGGCUGGACCCGAACUCCAAGUCAUCCACUCGAACUGCAGUAGUCCCUGACAUUCCAGGCUUCCGUAAGAUUCUUCCUCGCUCCGAUUAUAUAAUUAUUCCCAAAACCACUCUUCAAGAAGACAGGAGCAGGCAGUCUCUGGAGCUGUGUGUGACGCAGAGCCCGGCAGCAUCCGAAGGCCUGGCAGCUCCCAGGAAUGUCACCGGCGUGCCCCGUGACGCCGUGCAGAACGUCCUUUCCGUGGACUCGGGCCAGGCCGGCGGCUCGGAGCCCUGCAUUGCCAUCGAGGGGCUGGCAGAGGACACGGCAGCCUUUGCCCAGCCCGAGGCUGCAGAUGAAGCAGUUACCUCAGAGGUUCUCUCUCAUUAUGUUGGGCCUGUGGCAGAGAAAGUGGCUGGAGAGAUCCUCUUGGAUGAGGCUUCUUUGGAAAUAGAAGGACAACCAUACCAGACAGCCCAGGUGGUUAUUGAGGAGACCCUGGUUAGCAGCUCCACAGACAUCUCCAACGGGGGCAUCGCUGUGGCCCGUCCCCAGGUGCCCGAUGGGGUGUCUGUGGUCACUGUGGUGACUGGGAGGGAUACUGAAGAGAGUAGCUCCUCCACACCUGCAACACAGUUUAUCAUGUUACCUUUGCCAGCUCAUUCUGUUGUGGAGAACCCAGCAUCAAUUAAAUUGACAACCACCUAUACUCGCAGGGGACAUGGAAAUUGCACCAAUCCUGGCUGUUCCUUCACUUAUGUCACCAGGCAUAAGCCACCAAAAUGCCCAACGUGUGGGAACUUCCUGGGAGGGAAAUGGAUCCCAAAGGAAAAGCAACCAAAAAGCAAAUCUGAGCCAAAUUCAGGCACCUCUCUUAAAACUCCAGCAGCUAAAAGAGGUCAGCAGUCAGCCCUCACAGAACCCACGGCCGUUAGCAAGAGCUCCUCCAAGUCUGCCUUGGAGAGCUCUGAAGCUGUCAGCCAGCUGCUGAAUGCUGUGCCUGUCGGAGGGCAGAUGCCUGAGAUGGAGUGGGAGGAAGUGAUCAUCUCUGAGGGCCACUUUCUCCCAAAUAAUGUGCUUGCUGAAGACAGGAGAAAUGCUGUUGGAGUGGAGCUGGGCCAAGAGAGCCAGCGGCAAGCAGACACCUCUUCGGAGCAGGCAGAGAAAGGAAGUGUAGGGCUGGGGAUGUCGACGUCUUCUGAGGUUUUGAGUCCAAAUGCCUCUGUGAAAAAGCCAGUGGUGGGAACUGAUGCAACAGCUGCUACACACAAGGGACAAGAAGUAAAGAGUAAACCAAGACCCAAGCCCUCCUUGCUGGCUGCAGCCAGACCCAUGCGAGCCAUUCUGCCUGCUCCAAUCCGUGUGAGGAGAGAAGCCCGUACAGAGCAGCUGAGCAGCAGGCAGGCCUUUGCAAGUACUGACAAGCAUUCCCCUGUGAGAACAUCAGGCUUGAAACCCAGUACACUGAAACAAUUGGGCCAGCCAGUUCUGCAGCCACCAACUGCUGAGGAGCAAAAGCUCCACAGUUCUGUGACAAGCAGGGCAUCUCAGGUUAAAGUUGAAGAGGUCAAACCAGACAUAUUCCCUUCCUACAAGUACAGUUGCACUGUAACUUUGGAUUUGGGAUUAGCAACAUCACGUGGCAGAGGGAAAUGCAAGAACCCCUCCUGCAGCUAUGUGUAUACAAACAGGCACAAGCCACGCGUCUGUCCAAGCUGUGGAUACAACCUUGCCAAAGACAGGACUGAGAAGACAGCAAAAUCCUUGGAGGUCAGUCCAGGCCAGCCGGACGUGCUGAACACCAGCGAGCCCCUGACGCCGUCCCAGAAGGAAACGCAGCGUCAGUCCACGCUGCAGCUGCUGCGCAAGGUGAUGCAGAUCCCCGAGAACGAGUCGGAGCUGGCAGAGAUCUUCACCCUGAUCCACGAGCUCAACAGCUCCCGGCUCAUCCUGUCCAACGUGAGCGAGGAGACAGUGACCAUCGAGCAGACCUCCUGGUCCAACUACUACGAGUCCCCAUGUGUGCAGUGCCUCCUCUGUAACAGCCCCUUGUUCAAAGGGGGACGGAAUUCCCUUGCUGGUCCUCAGGAAUGCUGGCUGCUGACAGCCAAUCGGUUACAGGUGGUUACAGCUCAGGUCAAAGUGUGCUUGAACCUGCAGUGUUUGGCCCUCCAUAGCUUCACUGACAUUUACACAGGCCUUUUCAAUGUGGGUAACAAAUUGUUAGUGAGCUUGGAUCUUCUGUUUGCAAUCCGAAACCACAUUAAACUUGGAGAGGAUCCCAGAGUGGCUGUUGGCAAUAUCAUUGACUCUGUUCAGGAGCAAACUGACAAAAGCCUGAGUCCUGAUGAGCAGGGUCAGCUCCAGGAACUGCUGUGCAAUGGCUACUGGGCUUUUGAAUGCCUGACAGUCCGGGAUUACAAUGAUAUGAUCUGUGGAAUCUGUGGCAUAACCCCCAAGGUGGAAAUAGCCCAGAGGAAUAUGGAAAAUGUCCUAGCACUGAAAAAUAUAGAGUUUACUUGGCCAGAAUACUUGCCAUCAAGUGAAGUGAAUGUAGAAGACUUUUGGUCCACAAUGGAGACAGAGGUGAUUGAGCAGGUGGCUUUUCCUUCUAGUAUCCCCAUCACAAAGUUUGAUGCCUCUAUUGUUGCUCCUUUCUUCCCUCCACUGAUGAGAGGAGCAGUGGUGAUCAAUACAGAAAAGGACAAGAACCUGCAUACACAGCCAGUGCCAGGUAAUGGGAGUGCCUUGGUGAGGCUCCUUCAGGAAGAAGUCUUCAGGCCUGAGCUGAUAAACUUUUACAGUGAGGAAGAGCUGCAGAGUUUUCUGACACAGUGUGGCAUCCCCUGGGAAGCAUCGCAUACAAAGGACGAGCUCUGCUACUCCCUCCUUGCUCUCUAUGAGUUUGUACAGAAUGGGACAAGCAUUACACCACCUUCUGCUCAUCACACAGGAGGGAAAAUCUACAAAGUGUGUCCACAUCAGGUUGUGUGUGGCUCAAAGUACAUAGUAAGAGGAGAAAAUGCUCGGGAUCACGUGGACUUGUUGGUAUCCUCACGUCAUUGGCCUCCAGUGUAUGUUGUUGAUUCAGCCUCUUCAGUGGCGCUAUGUGCAGACCUCUGCUGGCCUGGCCUGACUUCCCAGAUGUGGGGGAAGAACCAGGGCUGCUUCUCUGACCCCAUGGAACCUCCAACGUACGUGUCCUGCCCUGAGCUGCUGGACCAGCACUACAGCGUAGACGUGACGGUGGCUGAGCACUCCCUCCAGCACCCCAUCACCAAGUCCUCGGCGCGCCGGAUCGUGCACGCGGGCUCGGAGCAGAGCAGCCCCUGGGACCCCACGGCGCGGCACCGCUGCAUCUCCCUGUGCCGCGAGCUGGAGCCGUACGGAGCCAUCGCCGCCGCCAUCAGCGACAGCAAAACCAGCAACGUGCGCCAGCGGCCCAUCACCUUCGAGAACCCCAUGCACUAUUACCUCUACAACCGCCUCAUGGACUUCCUCACCAGCAGGGAAAUCGUGAACAGGCAGAUCCAGGAGAUCGUGCAGAGCUGCCAGCCCGGGGAGGUGGUGAUCCGUGAUGCGCUCUACCGGCUCGGGGUGGCCCAGAUCAAAACAGAAAUGGAAGAGGAUGAGGAGGGGAAGCAGGAGGAGGAUAGAGGUUGCUGAGUAGCAAAACAGCUUGUUGGGUUUUCUCUCUGGUCGUGUGGAUGGGUGGGCUGAGCCAGCUUUUGCCGCUGUCUGGCUUGAGAGUUUAUUUUUUAUUUUAUCGACCUCCACAGGUUGGAGAUGUGAUGCUGGUGGCUUUGACUGCUGUUACUGACCAAAGAGCUCUGUGCUUCCAUAGCAUCGUGAUAGCUGCUGCGAGCAUGGGUCUGUCACCCCCUUGCAGAAGGCUGCAACUGCCUGCAAGGCAUGUGAUGCACCUGCUGUUCAGGGCUGUGGGAUGUUGCCCUCCCUGCAGCUGGAGAGGGGAGAGGAGUUGUUGGUAGCAGGGAGUGUGCGUGGUCAAGCACACACAGGUUUUUUAAUUCUGAAUCUUGCUUGCUGACUUCUUUGUGCUUAUUGGUGGCAGGGCUGGGGGUGUGGGACCAGGCAAAAAUGGUAGAUGGCUACAACAAUUUCCCCCAAAACAUUCUGAAUAGGUGAAUUUAGGAUACUGACUCCUGCUUGGUAAACUUGCAGAGCUCUCAGGCAUUGGCUGCAGGGAGUCUUGAGGAGGAGGAGCUGCUUUAACAUGCUGUAUCUGGGGAGCCUCCCUGGAGGCUGCACUCCUGGUCCAGGAUUGUCGGUGCUUUGGCUUCAGGGAGUUUCUAGAACUGUUUGUCCCUUUACAUGAGCACUAAUAACUUAGAAGCCAGAAGGUACAGUGAGAGGAGUGUGUUCUGUAUGGUAAGGUAAGAACUGUGCCCCAGGGCAGCUGAGGGGUUGGAGGAUGAUUUAAGUGCUGUGCAAAGGGUGGCUGUGGAGAGGGGAGGGACACUCAAACACUGUCUGUGGGAUCAAGGAGGAAUGAUGUAUGCAGUACCACCAGAGUGAGCAGGGUUCUGUAUUCCACCCUCAUGGACAUGCUGGGAGAGCUGCAUCGACGUGUGCAAUCUCAUCACUUUGUCAGGUGUCACACCUGCCCUGCCCAUGUUCUCACAGCUCUCUGGGGGUUAUAGAGGAGUCUCCUGCUGCCCAGGUUGCUUUGUCAGCCCCUUGAGAGGAGUCAGGAUGAGACCUCUGCCUCUGCAGCACACCUGAAGAACACCUGGGGCUGUGGGUGCAAAGCUGAGCUGUCAUUGCUGCAGCUCCCUUUGCCCAUGGCUGGUGGUGAAGGUGUUUGGUGUCUGCUGUGACCUGCAGAGGAGACAAGCAGGAUGCCAGACUGCUAAGUUGCCAUCUUGGGAAUUUAUUUUGUCUGAGUGAGCAGUGGGGAAGAUUCUGAGGCUUGCGGUGUGGUUGAAAACUCCCUUCUGUGAAGGGGAAACUAUUGAGUACCGUACUGUUAAAGUAAAUGUAUUAAGUCUGAGCAAAUGCAGUAAUCAUGGCUUGGGGUUUUUCUGUUAAGAACAUUAACUUAUUAUAAGAGACAUUAGUGACUUUUUUCAGUCAGUGAUAAAGUUUAAUAAAUUAUCUCCAAUUUUGGGGGUGAAACUGUG
This is a messenger RNA of Taeniopygia guttata (zebra finch), 5634 nucleotides long. RefSeq names its product HMG-box containing 3 (gene HMGXB3). The record is from RefSeq and is a predicted model, not a curated record. NCBI's taxonomy places the organism in Eukaryota, Metazoa, Chordata, Aves, Passeriformes, Estrildidae.